Paramecium sonneborni is the source of this 1021-nucleotide messenger RNA. The record is from the annotation of a GenBank genome assembly. Lineage: Eukaryota; Ciliophora; Oligohymenophorea; Peniculida; Parameciidae.
AUGUAGGUCUUAUGUCAUUACUCUCUACCUUAAUUUUACAUUACUACAAAUAUCAUUUCAUUGGUUUAUAUUAGCAUGAAAAUAAAAAGGUAUAAUUACGAUCAUAAAAUUAGCUUAUCAACUGAUUGGCUAGCCUUAGUCUUAAAAAUCAUGUAAUUUCUACUUAGUUUGACACUUAUAGUGAUGAUUUUCAACAGACACAGAUUUUAAAUAAAAAAAUCUCACUCUAUAGGAUUAGCUAUCAGUUUUUGUGCUUUGUCGAUUAUUUUGACCAUACAAAACUUUGAUUACUAUUAUUUAAUGUUGAUUCUCUUUUAAAUAUUAUCCUUAUGUUUGCUAAUGUCAUUGUUAUUGUUAAAUAAGCACUAAAUUGGAUUUUUGGUAGUAUUCUAAAUAUAUAUGAUUGGAUUAAUAAUUGAUUUUCUCUCCUUUCACAUUUGGUAUUAAUUUACAUGAUAAUAAUAGGAUAUUUUAAGAUUAAUUCAGUUUGAAUAGAAGUAUUGCAGUCUUGGGAUCUGGUGCAUUUGGAUUGAUAACAUUAUUCUUAUGUCUGUUAUGUCACUUCAAACCUUAAGGGACGCUUAGGAAUGAAUUACAUAUAAUAGUAGGUUUCUACAUAUUUUGUGAAUUGUUCAUAUGCUGUAAUAUAAUAACUGAAAUUGUAAAUGUAACAAAACAAUAUUAAUAUUUUUAGAAUGUUUCCAACAUUUAUUUAAUAGAUCUAAUACUCUUAAAAAUUUCUAAUUUAUUUUUAGAUAUCCUUAUUUAUCCUUUUUCUAAAUUUCAUGCACCAAAAAUACAAUUUUCGAAAAAUAAAAUUUCAAAUGAAAUCACCUAGAACAACACUAGACAUUUAGAAUGUAAUGGUAUUACUACAAAAGAGAGUGAAUGCGAAUUAGAGAGUGCUCUUAAGGUUAAAUCUGAAUAACAUAUUGCAGUAUUCAAUUAAGAGCAAAAUACUUCAAAUAAGUGGAUUCAAUCUCUUUUGGAAAUUUAUUGAUUAAUUAAAAUCUCAUCGAUA